Acytostelium subglobosum LB1 is the source of this 600-nucleotide messenger RNA. RefSeq lists its product as hypothetical. The coding region runs from base 1 to 600 and encodes 199 amino acids. The transcript is spliced from 2 exons. NCBI's taxonomy places the organism in Eukaryota, Evosea, Eumycetozoa, Acytosteliales, Acytosteliaceae. The record is from RefSeq and is a predicted model, not a curated record.
AUGGAACAUGAACCACAAACACAAACAUAUACAGAGGAAUCCAACAUUGGAUGUAGUAGCAGUAGUAUAAGUAGUGCUGGUUCUGAUGCUUCGUCAUCAACAAUAGUUGGUGAUAGCCAACCUCUUAAAAUUAAUAAUCAACAAUGGCAUCAACUACAAGUGGAGGCUGAUGUUGGACCAUCCACAGCAUCACCAUCUGCCGUCGUCGUCGAGGGCGAGUUAGUCAAACAAGGACACAUCUUCAAAAGUUGGCGAACUAGAUGGUUCAAAAUAGAGGCAUCACAUCUACUUUACUUCAAGUCAAAGAAUGACACUGAACCAAUUGAUAGGAUACCAUUGAGGGGCAGUAGAGUGUCAAAGAAACCAUUCCAUGAGAAACAGUUCUGCUUUGAAUUGAUGGCUGUGACUAUGAAGAAGGUGUUCUUACUUCAGGCCAAGAAUGCAAAGGAUGUUGAUUAUUGGAUGAAUGAAUUGGAUCGGGCCAGUCAGAUGGCUUCAUCAUCAAGAUCACCCUCAAGAUCACCAUCGCCCUCGCAAUCACAGCCUCAAUCUCCAAUUCUACUCAGCAGUACCUCAAGCAUCACCAACAACCAAUCCUAA